AUGACGCUACGCGACACGUAUGCCCGGUUCCUGGUCUCUCCAUCCAAGGAUGCGCUCGCUGCGAAUGCGUCGCUGCAUUACAUCUCGACACUGACCAGCAUCCAUGAUGCGCCGGCCAUUAUGAAGCACUUUGCUGUGCAGGAGAAGCUGCUGAAGAAGACCAAGCAGACCAUCCUGGACGCUGUCGAGGGCCACGGCGGCUUGAGCGUCGAUGUUGAAACGACGAUUGAAUUCAACAACGGCGGCGGCGCGUACCUGCCCGGUCUGGACGAUAACUUUGUCGCCGACCGCACCGUCCACAUUGUCCACUUUGACGGCGCUGGAAGCAUCACGCAGAUCCGCCAGUACUGGGACCAGGGCUCGCUUCUCAAGCAAAUCGACGUCAUCGGCUCGCGCUCGCGUAACUGGCCGAUUCGCGACGGCAAAGACCAGAGUCGCUUGAUUGCGACCAAUGCAGCAAACUCCCCUCAGCCUGCCUCGACUGCUUCUUCGCGCCCAUCCACGGCUGUCUCAAGAGGCACCGACGAUGUGUCCAUUUCCUCGCGCUCGCGCGGCUCCACAAGCACGGCCACCAACGACCCGCAUGCAUCGCUGUCCCUCUUUGCGCCGCGCGAGGUCUCAGAGGGCGAGUCAUGUAGCUCGCAGCCAUCAGCACCACGCGCGCAGUCCGCGAAGCCUCCGCCGCGCGAGUACUCUGAGCUGUUCGUGGGCGAAGACACUGGUUCGCCUUCGCCAUCACCACAGAGGAUCCCCGUAAAGGCCGGCAGUGGAAAGAACUUCAAGGCCAGCCGCUUGUUUGACGAGGAUACAGAGGAGGACCGCAUUGCUGCAACCCCCCAGGGUGUCAAGACCAAUGCGAAGAAAUACAACCACUUUGAAUUCGGCGACGGCGAAGAGACGCCAACAGUUCGCGAUUCCGCACGCGCACCUCCCAAGGGGACCAAGUCGCAGCCCAGCUGGAAUUUUGAGGACUUUGCAACACCAGAGAAGGCCGAGACCAAGACACAGCCCCAGGCUGUCCGCCACUUUGGCUGGAGCGAUGACGAGGAGACUUCCCCAGUCCGACGUCCCAUCGUCCACAAAGCUCGCCCAAUGGACCCUCACUUCGACUUCAACGACGACGGCACUCCUGAAGCCCAGCGCAAGCAAGCCUCGACCAAAGGCAGUCUCGGAAACAACGGCCAAGGCCUCUAUGAAGACCACGUCACUCACACCACCGACAGUCGGCAAGACCGCUCCUUCAAAGGCGACGGCCAUCGCCCGCUCAACGACGUGACAACCGCCGUCGAGAACAAGAACCGCUCCAAAGACUUCGGCGCCCACUUCGACAUGCAGGACAAUAGCCCCGGCGCCAACGCACUCGCCAACAGCAAGCUGCCCAGCCACGAGACGCGCAGCUCCAUGAACACCCACUGGGGCGCGCACCAAGACUCUCCGGACGGCCGGGGCAUCAACAUUGCGGGCAAUGGCAUGGGUGGCCGCAAGGGUCACGAGUGGUCACUGUUUGAGGACUCACCUGCCAAGAAGGAGAAUGCAAAGACGACGGUGAAGAAUACGGCCAUCAAGACGGAAGGCGAUGGUAUGGGUGGACGGAAAAACGCAGAGUCUUUCUGGGACUUUUAG
This is a messenger RNA of Plenodomus lingam JN3, 1623 nucleotides long. The record is from RefSeq and is a predicted model, not a curated record. Lineage: Eukaryota; Fungi; Ascomycota; Dothideomycetes; Pleosporales; Leptosphaeriaceae.